Molecule: messenger RNA, 1386 nt
Organism: Esox lucius (northern pike)
Lineage: Eukaryota; Metazoa; Chordata; Actinopteri; Esociformes; Esocidae
Gene: sfrp5
Product: secreted frizzled-related protein 5
Exons: 4
Coding region: 109-1092 (327 amino acids)
Biological process (GO): negative regulation of canonical Wnt signaling pathway; non-canonical Wnt signaling pathway; canonical Wnt signaling pathway
Molecular function (GO): Wnt-protein binding
Source: RefSeq, a predicted model, not a curated record
GAGAGUGUUCUGUGACUCUGCUAGGGGGCCUGACAGCAUACAGGAGGAACUACCAUACUGCAAGACACAGACAGAGCUGCAAGGGAGAGGUGCAGAGCUCAGAGCAGCAUGGCACAAAAGAAACACGGCACCAGCAGGCAGCAACGUACAGGGCUACUCUCCGACCCCAUCUCCAGCGUGGCACUGUCCCUCUCCCUGUCCCUCGUCCUCCUCUUUCUCAGCUCGCCCGCCUCGGCCGCCGACGAGUAUGACUACUACAGCUGGCAAUCGGACAACUUCCACAACGGCCGCUUCUACACCAAGCAGCCCCAGUGCGUGGACAUCCCGGCCGAACUACGGCUCUGCCACAACGUGGGCUACAAGAAGAUGCGCCUCCCAAACCUACUGGAACACGAGACCAUGCCCGAGGUCAAACAGCAGGCGGGCAGCUGGGUGCCGCUCCUCGCCAAGCGUUGCCAUGCCGACACGCAGGUGUUCCUGUGUUCGCUGUUCGCCCCAGUGUGUCUGGACAGGCCCAUCUACCCGUGUCGCUCGCUCUGCGAGGCAGUGAGGGACAGCUGCGCCCCUGUCAUGGAGACCUACGGCUUCCCUUGGCCAGAGAUGCUGACCUGCGAUAAGUUUCCCAUUGAUAACGACCUGUGUAUACCCAUGCAGUUUGCUGGGAGCCAGAUUACCCCUGUUCCAGCAUCUAAAACCUGUCCUCCAUGUGACAACGAACUGAAAGCCGACACCAUCAUGGAGCAUUUCUGUGCCAGUGACUUUGUCAUCAAGAUGAAGAUCAAAGAAGUGAAGAAAGAAAAGGGAGACCGUAAACUCAUCGCCGCCCAGAAGAAGAAGAAGGUCCUCAAGAUGGGUGUCCUCCGUAAGAAGGACCUGAAGAAGCUGACUCUGUACAUCAAGAAUGGAGCCAACUGCCCGUGCGCUCAGCUCGACAGCCUUGGCAGUAACUUCCUUAUCAUGGGCCGCAAGGUGGACCAGCAGCUGCUGCUCAUGUCCAUCCACAAGUGGGAGAAGAAGAGCAAGGAGUUGAAGUUUGCCAUCAAGUACAUGAAGAGUCAACAGUGUCCCACCUAUCAUACUGUCUUCCAGUGACCUCGGUGGCCUCCCUCUCAGGUGUCACCCCGUCCAAAUUUCUCCUACCACUUUCCCACCGAUCACACGGUUUCCUGGUGACACCGCAACCAUUCCAUUCACAUCUCCCAGUGGCCCCUGAUAUCCUAGUCAUAUCCCAGCUGUUUUCCCAUCCAAAUCAAUUCCCAGUUCUAUUGGUUCUUUGGCCAACUCCCUCGGCUGUCCUUGUCAUGCCAUAGUGACAAUGAGUGGCACGUACUUUGACAGAAACAGUCUGGCAUUCCCACCAGGUUACCUGUCCCCCGUCACACCCAG